Molecule: messenger RNA, 5065 nt
Organism: Dryobates pubescens (Downy woodpecker)
Lineage: Eukaryota; Metazoa; Chordata; Aves; Piciformes; Picidae
Gene: TTC7A
Product: tetratricopeptide repeat domain 7A
Exons: 20
Coding region: 82-2646 (854 amino acids)
Biological process (GO): phosphatidylinositol phosphate biosynthetic process; protein localization to plasma membrane
Cellular component (GO): plasma membrane
Molecular function (GO): protein binding
Source: RefSeq, a predicted model, not a curated record
UCCCGCACACGCUUUGGGCACCUCCCGGGCGCUGCCGCCGGGCACUCCUAGCCGGGCGGACGGGGAGGGCCCGACGCUAAGAUGGCUGCCAAAGGCUUACACUCGCACUCGCAGAUGAAGCUGGAGGGGGAGAUAGAGCGGUGCCGGGCGGAGGGGCACUGGGAGCAACUCCAACACCUAGCCCAGCAGCUGCUGCAGUCAGCACGGCCCCGGCGCAAGGCGGCGGCGGGCGCGCAGGACACGGAGGACUACAGGAGUAUGCUGCUUGCUGAGGCUCUGCUGGAAGAAUGUUUGAAGGAAAACUUUGCCAAACUGAAGGACUCCAUUCCAUUGACAGAGAAGAAUGAACCAAAACUGAGUGAUGCCAAACAGUAUCUGACUAGUAUCUUAAGCAGAGGAGAACUGCGACCUAAGUAUAUGAUAGAAGCUAUGCUGAUCCUAGGAAAGCUUCAUUAUGUGGAGGGAUCGUACAGAGAUGCCAUCAGCAUGUAUGCAAAAGCAGGAAUUGAUGACCUCUCAACGAAAGGUGAACCUCUCUACAUGCUGCGUAUGGUAGCUGAAGCCUUUGCUAUUAAAGGUCUGUCGCUGGAACGCUCAACCAACUCGGUUGCCUCGCGUGCUCGACUGUGUGAGAGGGAAGAGGAGGUCAUGGCUUGUUUUGAAACAGCAUGUGUCAUUACUCAGGUAUACUUGCAGGAGCUUGAAAAGACCUUAAACAACACACAUUCAAGGAGUAUCAAAAGCAGCAAUGUGACUUACUCUGAGUUUGAACUGUCCUACUUCCUGGAAGCAGCACUACAGAGUGCCUAUGUGACUCAUCUAAAGAAGGGAAAUAUUGUGAAAGGAAUGAGGAGUCUGCGAGAAAUACUCAGAACUGUGGAAACAAAAGCUACUCAGACCUUCAGAAUGACUGCAGCCAAACAACUGGCCCAAGUACUUCUCCAUUCCCUCAGUGAAGACUGUUACUGGAGCCCUUUAUCUGAUCCACUUCCUGAGUUCAUGAGCAAGGAAGAUCAGUCGUAUGUUAGCAAUGUUCUUUGUCGGAGGCCUGAGCUGUACACAGAAGAGAAUGCAUACUGCCCUCAAGACAACAUAGAAGAAUCCCUUCUUCUCCUCUUAAUCAGUGAAUCCAUGGCAAACCGGGAUGCAGUGAUCAGCCGAGCUCCAGACCAGCAGGAUGAUCGAGCCGUCAGCCUCCGGGAUGCUUCUGCAGUCUACGACCUCCUCAGUAUCACACUGGGCAGAAGAGGGCAGUAUGUCAUGCUUUCUGAGUGCUUGGAGAGAGCUAUGAAGUUUGCGUUUGAUGAAUUUCAUCUUUGGUACCAGCUUGCCCUGUCCAUGGUGGCUUGUGGAAAGUCAUCAUAUGCCGUGUCAGUGCUUAGAGAGUGUGCUAAACUACGACCUACAGAUCCCACCGUUCCUCUUCUGGCUGCCAAGGUCUGCAUUGGUUCCCUGCACUGGCUGGAAGAAGGAGAAUACUUUGCUAAAACAGUGAUAGACAUGGGCGAGGAUGCUGGAGAGUCCCUAGCAAAGGGUUACCUGGCGCUGGGCCUGACAUACAGUCUUCAAGCUACUGAUGCUACUCUGAAGGAUACUCAGGAUGAAUUAAACAAGAAAGCACUUCAGACUUUAGAAAGAGCACGUGACUUGGCCCCAGAAGAUCACCAAAUCAUCCUCUACCUAUCACUGCAGCUGGCUCUAGUCAGACAGAUUUCUGAUGCUAUAGAGCAUCUUCAAGAAGCACUGCAACUCUGCAAAGAUGACAUGAAUUCACUUCACCUACUGGCUCUCCUCUUCUCAGCUCAGAAGCACUAUCAGCAUGCACUGGAAGUGAUCAAUAUGGCUGUUGUUGAAUACCCAGAAAGCUUUAGCUUACUCUUCACCAAAGUAAAACUGGAAUGGAUACAUAAAGGACCUGAAGAGGCUCUGGUGACAUGCAGACAUAUGUUACAGAUGUGGCAGAUGGUGUAUAAUGUUUUACAACACAGUGGCUCUGAGAAAGGAAGCAGUGUGACUGAAACACCAGUGAUCAAAAAGCAUAACGGACUGCAUCUCACACUCCCGGAUGCUCAUGAUGCUGAAUGUGGAUCACAGCGAGCCUCUUCCCUUGCUGCAUCAAGACUGGAACAGGCCAUGUCUGAAAUAACUUUGCAAAGCAGUACAAUGAAGCAGGGACCUGUGCAGCUGUGGACAGUUCUUCAACAAAUUUGGUUGCAAGCUGCUGAACUCUUCAUGGAACAACAGCAUCUCAAAGAAGCAGGCUUUUGUAUCCAGGAGGCAGCUAGUCUUUUCCCCACAUCUCAUGCUGUACUGUACAUGCGUGGGAGGCUUGCAGAGAUGAAAGGCAAUUUGGAGGAGGCUAGGCAAUUGUAUGAUGAAGCACUCACAGUGAAUCCAGCUGGAGUGGAAAUUAUGCACAGCCUGGGCCUGGUGCUGAACAGACUAGGACGGAGGGACCUGGCCCAGAAAGUCCUCAGAGAUGCCAUCCAGAUCCAGACCACCAGUCACAGUGCCUGGAACAGCCUUGGAGAGGUCCUGCAAGCUCAGGGGAAAAACGAAGCAGCCAUUGAAUGCUUCCUCACUGCUCUGGACCUUGAAUCCAGCAGUCCCAUCAUCCCGUUCACUGUUAUACCCAGGGAGCUCUGAAGCUUUGCUCUGCAGUUAAGCACCUUGAUUCUGUGGGCAGACACCAAAACCAGGCAAAUAAACAAAGAAAAAGCCCAAUAUAAAAGUGCCAUUGUAACCUGGAGCUGGACAAAAUAAUCCCAGGAUGGAGCUCAGAUCUGCAUGCUUAGCUGAGACAAGCCUAACUGUAGAAGAAUUUGCAACAGGCAGAAACAGAGAAUGCCUUUUUCUUCCACAGGUGCCUGGCUAGCCUCCUGUUCUAGUUAAUAGCAAGGGUUAUUUCAAAGUGGUUGUUCAAGGUGACUGUCUGUAGAAAGAUCAUGCUAGAGCACAGCUGUUCAAAGCACUUGCACAUUCCACUUUUCAUUAAAGAUAAAAAACGCAAGCCAUGAUUUAAAGCUCAGAUUUGCUCUAAACAGAGGUAAAUGCCCCAUCUAACUUGACCAAGUUUUACUUGAGCAUGAGGCUGCCUCCAUACAGCUCUGACAGGAUAGGAGUAACAGUGAAACCUUAUAGACAUGCAGUAUAUGCCAUUCACAAAAUUAUUUCAGCUGGUUGGAUAAUCCUUCUUCCUGCCUUGCUUUUAUGUCCUUGCUUAUUAUAUUUAGUCUGGCACCUGCCUAGACCAACUUAAACUCUUUAUUUUUUAAUUUUCAAGCCACUGUUGCAGUAUGAUGCACAAGAGCAGAAAGACUCAGGACCAAAUCAGUUCUAAUUUGGACUAGUAUUAAAAACGUAGAUGCAUCUCCAAUUACAUAGUUAUUGAAAGGCCUUACAUGAAGUAGCUAAUUAUAAACUCUGAGCUUCAUUCUUAUUAAUCAGUUGUUGCAUCACUUCUGGUGAAGACUAUGGUGAUUACCAGUAUAUAAUGGCUGACCUCUGUGAGUUACUGCAUUACCCUCACUCUCUACAGCUACCUGAAAGAACAUGGUAGAGAGGCUGGUGCCAGUCUCUUCUCACAGGUAAUUAGGGUAGAACAAGAGGGAACAGCCUCAAGCUGCCACUGGAUAGGUUUAGACUGGACAUAAGGCAUUGGAAUGUGCUGCCCAGGGAGGUGGUUGAGUCACCAACCCUGGAUGUGUUUAAAGGUGGUUUGGAUGUGGUGCUUGGGGAUAUGGUUUAGGGGUGAACCUUGUAGAGAAGGGUUAUUAGUCGGACUCCGUGAUCCCAAGGGUCUUGUCCAACCUGAACGGUUCUGUGAUUCUGUGAAACCAUUCCUGGCACAAAACGUUUUCAUAUCCAUAUUUGCAUUAUAUAAAAGGUGGUAGCAGUCUCUUAAGGGAAAGUCUGCUGAAGGCAGUAGGUGUAUAUAUGAAUUACUGAUUUCUUAAAACCAAAGCUUUGCAUUGUCUGUAGAAAUUUCACAUGAGCGGUACCAAGCGGAGCCUUCAGUGGAGCAGGAUCAUUUUGCAUAUCAUAUCAGAUGUAAGAGUGAAGAGCACCUAAUCCAUGCAGCCUCCCUAUGGCUGGGGCAGGGGAACACAGCUGGCAUCCCCCCUGCUAAGCUGCUCCGUAGCUGUUCUUGGCCUCCUGGCAGUAAGGCAGAGCUGUACCCUGACACACAAGCGCUAGCCCCAUCCAGACCAGUCCUAAGAAGAAGAUAAUGCAGAGAUGAGCUGCGGGCAUUUUGCUGCACAAAAGGCUGGGGCUCUGUGUCCAUUUCUGUCCAGAGAUUUGUGACUGUUUCAUAAGCAGGUUUGCACUCAGACACUAUAAUUUUCCAAGUGUCAUGAUCUGCAACUAGUUCAUUCCAGAAAUAAUAAUAUCCUCAGGCAACAAAUGACUAGGGGCUUUUACUUAAAGAGCCUGAAGAGCUGCUAGCAGACUUGAAGUCAGCAUUGUUUACAACGAUUUGGAUAUCUGCAGGCUAAUGGAGAGGUGAGUCCCCAGACCACACCAUUGCAGAGCUCCUGCCCCCAGCCUCCCCUGAGGUGCUCGUGCAGAGGGAAAUACAUUGCCUUCAGCUUUCUCUCAGCACUUCCAUACCAGUAUUUCUGUUUUCUCCCUUUAAAUCAGUGCAGUAGCCCAGCUUAUUCAUCUCUUCACCAAGGGAUUUGGAGUGAAAGGAGCCCAGCCUUGAAAGGUCCUUAGCCCAUGAGGUCUCUGGCUUUCCAGUGCUACACAGGCAUCAAACUGGGCUUUUUAGGCCAGAGGCAGGUUUCCAAGGAGACACUGUUACCUGGACACAUUUCUCAUUUGCAAUAGCAGCAGCAGCAGAGGAAGGAGUAGGUGUUAAAGUACCAGAAUUAAAUUGGUUUCAUGAAGACAAAAAGACACAGCAGAGACCCAUUUUGUUGCUCUGCACUGCAGGUGGGAAAGGGGGAAGGCAAGGGGGAAGAGAUGUUAUUGACAUGAUAUGUAAAUUGUUACCGAGGUGUUUUAAAUCCAGUUCCACAGGCAGAUGCAAUCUGACUUAAGUAGAUAGAUGAGAGAUAGAUAG